CUCGAAUAUUUGUGACACUAGACAUAUUGUCUUCUGCAUACGAUCGCAGCAAUGGCGGAACGACGAGAUGAUAUCACGGUCAUUCCACCGUCACCGAUACACGAUGAGCAGCAACCCCUGCUCGGAGGAGAUGGCGCGCAACAGGAUCAUGGAACUAUUGACAGAGAUGCUGUUGGUGGACAAGAGGAGGGUGGAGAAGAUGUUGUUGAAGAGUCCAUGACUACAAAGGUGCUGGUUAUCAUGUUGUGUCUUUGGGUAGGCAGUUUCUGGGCUGCCAUGGACUCUACGAUUGUCGCUACUCUUGCCUCACCUAUCAGCCGAAACUUCCACUCGUCAACACUGCUCUCAUGGAUUGCGACCGGAUACCUCAUUGCGAACGCCGCAUUCCAACCUCUUUCGGGAAAGAUGUCGGACAUUUAUGGAAGAAAGGCUGGAAUCAUAUUCGCGAGCAGCUUCUUUGCUAUUGGUACCUUGAUCUGUGGGUUGGCUCAGAAUGCUCCCAUGAUGAUCUUCGGUCGUGUUGUUGCUGGUACUGGAGGAGGUUGUCUCAACACCAUUUCCACCUUCAUCGCCAGUGAUUUGAUCCCUCUUAGAAAGCGCGGACUCUGGCAGGGCUUUGCCAACUUGAUCUACGGAACUGGUAUGGGUCUGGGAGGUAUCUUCGGUGGCCUCAUGAACGACAAUCUCUCCUGGCGUUGGGCUUUCUACAUUCAAGUACCUUUUAUCGUCAUUGCUGGUCUGCUUGGCUGGUUCUUCAUCGAUAUCCCCGUCAAGGAGGGUAAUGCGAAGGAGCGUAUUAAGAGAGUGGACUUCCUCGGUGCCAUCACUUUGUGUACUGCUCUUGUUCUCCUGCUUCUUGGACUCAACAGCGGUGGUAAUAUCGUCCCUUGGAACCACCCCCUGGUCUACGUCAGUUUGCCUCUGUCUGGUGUUGCGCUUGCAGCAUUUGUUUACAUUGAAGACAGAGUCGCAAAGGAGCCUGUAAUUCCUGUUCGUCUGCUCCUCCACCGCACCGUGGCUUCAGCAUGUUUGACCAACUGGUUCCUCACCAUGGCCGUCUAUGCGCUUUUCUACUAUGUCCCAAUCUACUUCCAAAUCGUUCAAGGACUUUCCGCAACAGCAGCUGGCACAAGACUAGUCCCUCAAUCCAUCGGCACAGCCUGUGGCUCUCUAGGUGCUGGUGUGAUCAUGCGUGCCACAGGACGCUACUGGUGGCUAUCAACAGCCGCGCUGACAAUGUAUAUCAUCGCAGCCAUCCUCAUCGCAACAACCUUCAAUGAAAACGUCAUUGGCGUUCUACCCUUCGUCUGGCUCUUCUUCUCCGGUAUGGCAUAUGGCGCCAUGCUUACGGUCACCCUCCUUGCUCUCCUCUCAGCAGUCGGCCACGAGCAUCAAGCCGUCAUCACCUCUGCCUCCUACGCUUUCCGCUCAACCGGCUCUACCAUCGGCAUCACCAUCGCCUCUGCAGUCUUCCAGAACAAACUCUCCCACGGCCUCUACGAGCGCUUCGGUCACCUUCCCGGCUCUGCAGACGUCAUCUCCCGCAUCCGCGAUGAUGUCGGCGAUAUCUCUUUCCUACCCCCUGGCUGGGAAGCAGGUGUCAGAGAUACGUACAUUGAGAGUUUGAGAGCCGUAUGGGUUGUCAUUGUGAUUAUGGCUGGUAUUGGCGGUGUGGUCAGUUUAUUCAUGAAAGAGCAUACUUUGCAUAAUAAAUUGAAUAGGAAGUGAGAAAAGCAGGAGGAGAGAAAAGUAUUUACUGGUUGUCAUACUACUGGCUUUGAGGAUUUCGACAAAGCAUAUUGGCGUUUUGUGGUGGUGGUGAUUAGAAUAGAUAGAUCCUGCAAAGGCGAACUUGAUACUACAACCUGGGGCUUCUACAUAAAAUUGAUGAUGUUUUCAUGUUAUGGGAGAGCGAGGGAAGAGUUACCGUGAAAUGUGGCAAGGAAAACAGCAACCACCAGGAAGAAAGAAGCAAUCUAGAGUUGACCGAAGGAAGGACCCGAAAGGCUUAACCAUUAUCAAAAGAACAUAAAUAUAAAGACAGAUAGGAGGUGACAACCCUUUACACUUGAACAAAAAGCAACGACGCCG
Molecule: messenger RNA, 2091 nt
Organism: Aureobasidium pullulans EXF-150
Lineage: Eukaryota; Fungi; Ascomycota; Dothideomycetes; Dothideales; Saccotheciaceae
Product: putative major facilitator superfamily transporter
Exons: 3
Coding region: 52-1728 (558 amino acids)
Biological process (GO): transmembrane transport; basic amino acid transport
Cellular component (GO): fungal-type vacuole membrane
Molecular function (GO): basic amino acid transmembrane transporter activity
Source: RefSeq, a predicted model, not a curated record